AUGAGCUCCAACAAUUCCGGUUCCGGUUUUACCGGCGGCUACAACCUCACAGGCGGCUGCAUCUCUACCACUCGUAACUCCAGCUCGGGCAAUACUUCAGGCAAUACCGUCAGUUCUUCUUCUUCCUCGUCCAACUCCUCUAUCUCUCGUCACGACAGCGGUUACGCCACGGGCGGCGGUGGCGGAUCGUCUUCCAGCUCCGGUGGCAGCAGCGCGUGGGUCGAUUCACAGCCUCAUCUUGGAUAUUACCCGAAAAUGGCCGUUCUCACUCCCUCGGUGAACAAUAAUGAGUACAAGUGGAAGAAACCCAAGCGCGAAAGCCGUUCAGGGAGUCCUUACGAAAGGCCAUCCAAUUCCGGUAGUUCUGGGUCUGGUUCUAGCGGUUCUGGCACCGGUAACUCGAGCGCCGGCAAUACUAACACAGGCUCUGGGGGUUCGGGGUCCGGUAGCUCUGGCUCUGGCUCUGGCUCUGGCUCAGGUACUUCGAGGUCUAGUUCGUAUGCUAGCGGUUCAGUGGCUCGUCGGGAACUGGUGAGAAGGACUCUGUAUGUAGACAGCUUGGUGUUGAUCGCCUAG
Molecule: messenger RNA, 576 nt
Organism: Sordaria macrospora k-hell
Lineage: Eukaryota; Fungi; Ascomycota; Sordariomycetes; Sordariales; Sordariaceae
Source: RefSeq, a predicted model, not a curated record